This is a messenger RNA of Fulvia fulva, 789 nucleotides long. RefSeq lists its product as uncharacterized. The record is from RefSeq and is a predicted model, not a curated record. NCBI's taxonomy places the organism in Eukaryota, Fungi, Ascomycota, Dothideomycetes, Mycosphaerellales, Mycosphaerellaceae. The transcript has a single exon. The coding region runs from base 1 to 789 and encodes 262 amino acids.
AUGGCCGCGUCCAAACCGCUCCCCGCCCUCCCACAGGAGCUCAUCGACAACAUCCUCGACCUCGCCAUGCCAUCGACCCUCACCGUGCACGUCAACUGCUACCAAGACCCCGAAGAAAAAUACAUCUUCCGCGUCCACGCCACCUCCAUCGACUCCCUCCUCGCCAUCUGCGCCCGUCUCCGCCUCUCUACAUACCAGCGCGUCCGCGCCAUCAAGGCCCUCAACACCACCACCACCCUCUUCGUCGACAUGAUAUCGAAUUCCGCCGCAAUGAAUAGUCUGUCUGAGCACCCCAGCAGCGCCAUCACAAGCUACAAUGUCUCCGACGAGAUUCUUGGAGAGAUUUGGCAGGUCCAGUUCCGCGAGGCAGCUAGUUAUCACCUCAAGAUCCCUGGCUUACCAUAUUACCGACAACAUCUCCUGACCCGCCGCCUUACGCUGUCUACAUCUAAGCGCCACCAGGGGCUGAAAUUCGCAAUCGACAACUUUCGAUGGGAAUACGCCGCACCAUACCUUAGCUCAGCUACAUACGACAUUCUGCGCAAAUCCAGAAUGCAGCACGAGAAUAGGCUCCGGCAUGGAUUUGAUAAAGGACUGGGGCUGCUCCCAAAGGAGAUUGGGCAGAUUAGUGGGAAAAUGCUGUGGUUCGUUCAGCAGUACAUGUGGCUUUCUGGGGUCUAUCAUCGGGAUGCGCAGGGGGGCGUUACCGGUGUGGGAUCGAGGGAAGAGGCGAGGGAAUGCUACGCGCAGGUGGAGAAGCGAGGUUUUGUCUGGGAGGUGGAGAUGUGA